AUGGGUGAUAUAGCCGGACGUUGGCAAGUUGUGCUUGCAGAUGGUAUUCAUACAGUAGAAUUUGAACAUGGUACAACAUCUGGUAAACGCGUGAUUCGUGUUGAUAAUAACGAAGUUCUUCGUCAUAGUUGGCUUUUUAAGCUUGUUGGUACAGAAACUUUUAAAAUUGGUACACAUAAAUGUACUAUUACUAUUGAAGCUGUUGAUAACUUUGCUUAUGAAUAUUCACUUGAGGUUGAUGGAAAACCAUUGGAAAAAUUUAAUAAAAAUCGUUCUAAAAUAAGUCGAACAUGGAUAUUAACACUUGAUGGAGUAGAUUAUCGUGUUGUUUUUGAAAAAGAUACAGUUCAUCUAUGGGUUAAUGGUCAAAUUAUUGAAGCUGAAGUCAAUUUCACAGAUUAUGGAACAGAAACCGUUUUUGAAAUCAAUGGACAUCCAGCUGUUUUGAAAGCUGGCUCAUCUAAUCAUCCUCGUUCGGGAAUUCAGCAUAAUUUAUUUGUUGAUGGAUGCCUAGUUCCUCAAGCAGAUGAAUCAGAAAUCCAAUAA
This is a messenger RNA of Rotaria sp. Silwood1, 546 nucleotides long. Lineage: Eukaryota; Metazoa; Rotifera; Eurotatoria; Philodinida; Philodinidae. The record is from the annotation of a GenBank genome assembly.